Molecule: messenger RNA, 1509 nt
Organism: Fonsecaea nubica
Lineage: Eukaryota; Fungi; Ascomycota; Eurotiomycetes; Chaetothyriales; Herpotrichiellaceae
Exons: 1
Coding region: 1-1509 (502 amino acids)
Biological process (GO): triglyceride biosynthetic process
Cellular component (GO): endoplasmic reticulum membrane
Molecular function (GO): diacylglycerol O-acyltransferase activity
Source: RefSeq, a predicted model, not a curated record
AUGGCCUAUAACGUGCAUACUCUGAUCACAGAGACCCAGGAUAUCGCAGCCAAAGGCCUUCACGAUGUUAAACCACCUGUUGAGGUCCCGAGCACCUCCAUCGAUAAGCCUCAAUCGCAACCCAAGAUCCGCAGCAAAUACCGGCAUGUUGCAGCUCUGCAUUCCAAAGUCCGACCGUCAUGUCUCAGCCAUGAAGGGACAGAGACACCGAGCUUUAUUGGAUUCCGCAAUCUCAUGGUCUUGACGAUCAUUGUCAUGAACCUGCGGUUGGUCAUUGAGAACGCCAGAAAAUACGGCCUCCUAAUCACGCUGAAGUCGAACCUUCGGAGUCAGGACAUCAAGAUUGCUCUGGCCCUCUAUGCUCUUACGCCAUGUCACCUUUUUGUUGCCUACAUUGUCGAGAAAGUAGCUAUGGAAAAUGCUAAAGGAGCCAUUGGAAGGCGCAAGAAGACAGACCCAGACGCGAAUAAAAAGCCUGAGACGGAGAAGCAGACAAAAGAAUUUCUCAAUACUUGGUGGUGGAUCGCUGUUGCGCACACCUUGAAUGCUUCACUUGCGUUGCUCAUCUCAAGCUUCGUGGUCUAUUACUGCAUUCACAAUCCCGGCCUAGGGGCGAUCAGUGAGCUCCACGCUAUUGUGGUGUGGCUCAAGACCUGCUCCUACGCCUUCACGAAUCGAGACCUCCGGCAUGCUAUGUUGAACCCUGGCGGUCCUGAAUCGGCUCUGCCAGAGAUUUACUCAGAAUGUCCUUACCCCCGCAACAUCACCCUUCCUAACCUAUGUUACUUUUGGUGGGCACCGACACUGGUCUAUCAGCCAUAUUACCCACGCACCGACCGAAUCAGAUGGAGUUUCUUCCUCAAACGGGCUGGAGAAGUCAUGGCCCUGAGCGUCUUUAUCUGGCUCACAUGUGCACAAUACGCCGUUCCGGUCCUGCGCAACUCGCUCGACGGCAUGGCAGUCCUCGACUUCUCUUCGAUUGCGGAACGACUGAUGAAGUUGUCGACUAUAUCGUUGAUUGUCUGGCUCGCUGGCUUCUUCGCCCUGUUUCAGUCAUUCCUCAAUGCCCUUGCUGAGAUUAUGAUGUUUGGCGAUCGAGUCUUUUACGAAGAUUGGUGGAACAGCACCAGCUUACGGAUGUACUGGUCUACCUGGAAUAAGCCUGUCUAUCACUUCAUGCGGAGACAUAUCUACUCCCCUCUGGUCGGCCGCGGCUGGUCAUCCCGAGCAGCCAGUGCGUUGGUCUUUGUGUUUUCAGGACUCCUCCACGAGCUUGCUGUCGGAGUGCCUUCCCACAACAUCCUCGGAGUGGCUUUUCUUGGGAUGGUGCUGCAGUUGCCCCUGAUCCAGAUUACAGAUCCUCUGGCAAAGAUGGAUGGGACCGGCAAAGUGGUUGGUAACUGUAUCUUUUGGAUCAAUUUCGUCUUCGUUGGACAACCACUGGCUGCAAUGAUCUACUUUUUUGCUUGGCAGGCAAAGUUUGGAGAGCUCAGCAGGGUACGAAGCUAG